GCAUCAGAUCAUGUGAUCCAUUCUGUCAAAGUAGAUAGGUGCUUGUGAAGGUGACACACAGUUUUCCACAAAAUUUCACAAAAUGAUGCCCGAACUGACUUUCAAUAUUGACCACGGCUAUGUGGAAGGUCUUGUCCGUGGCUUCAAAGCAGGAAUAUUACGCCAGGCUGAUUAUUUGAACCUCGUGCAGUGUGAAACGCUUGAAGAUCUCAAGCUUCACCUUCAAAGCACAGAUUAUGGCAACUUCCUAGCCAACGAGCCCAGCCCCCUCACAGUCUCUGUCAUUGAUGACAGACUCCGAGAGAAACUUGUCAUCGAGUUCCAGCAUCUGAGGAACCACUGUCUGGAGCCACUGGCCACCUUCCUCGACUACAUCACGUACAGCUACAUGAUCGACAACAUCAUCCUUCUCAUCACUGGCACACUUCAUCAACGACCAAUCAACGAGCUCAUUCCCAAGUGUCAUCCCUUGGGAAGCUUUGAGCAGAUGGAGGCAAUCCACAUCGCUUCCACCCCUGCAGAACUGUACAAUGCUGUACUAGUUGACACUCCUCUAGCACCAUACUUCAUGGAUUGUAUAUCAGAGCAGGAUCUGGAUGAGAUGAACAUUGAGAUCAUCAGGAACACACUGUACAAGGCAUACCUGGAAGACUUCUAUGGGUUCUGCAAGCAGAUGGGAGGUGCCACAUCAGAGGUCAUGUGUGAAGCACUUGCUUUUGAGGCAGAUCGUCGAGCCUUUAUCAUCACCAUCAACUCAUUCGGCACAGAGUUGAGUAAGGAGGAUCGGUUCAAGCUGUACCCCCGUUGUGGACACCUGUACCCUGACGGCCUCGCUAUGCUUGGGGAGUGCGAGGACUACGAUCAAGUGCGGCAGGUCGCAGACUUCUAUGCUAAUUACAAGGAGCUGUUCGAUGGAGCCGGCACCAACCCUGGUGACAAGACACUGGAAGACAAGUUCUUUGAGCAUGAGGUGAAGCUGAUGACCCAGUCAUUUAUGCACCAGUUCCAAUUCGGUGUCUUCUACUCCUACGUCAAGCUGAAGGAACAGGAAUGUCGCAACAUCAUCUGGAUCGCAGAGUGUGUUGCCCAACGCCACCGAGCCAAGAUAGACUCCUACAUCCCCAUAUUCUAGUGCUACUGAUAGAGCCCAACAAAGAUAUUGACCGUACCAAACUGCUCCCCAUUAUAUUUGUGAUAGGGAAUUCUAGAAUCUUUUUAAGAUUCCAAGCAUCAUAAUAUGCUUGUAAUAUAUCACAAAAAAUAUUUGAGCCUUGAUUGUUUAAAUUCUUUUUAGCUCAGAUAUGACAUAUUCUUUUCAUAAUCAUCAACAUUCCAAAAAAACAAAAUGAACAAAACCUAAUUUAGGGACAUGAUAAAAGUAGAAAUACUACCCCUAUCUUGGUGACAGUAGAUUCAAUUGUUACCUUGAAGUUGUCAGUUGGGUUGAUGGUAAAUGUGAAACACUCUCUGUGCAUAAUGUAGAGGAGACAGGUGCCCUUCUAGGUGUACCAGGAAUCCUAUUCACUGUGUUUCAAGACUCGUGGUUCACCGGAAACCUGCAUGUGAUAUUUGUGAUGUGUAGCGGGUGUUAGUGUUGCCACAUCAGGAUCUGUACCCGCCCUGGUGUGAAAGUGGUACAAGCUAUUAUAGAAUGUUGACAGAUAGUUGAGGGAUUAUUGUUAAAGGGUAUCAGUCGUUGCAAGAAUCUGUAGUGUACAUACAUGUGUUAUUCCCAUAAGCUUUGUAACUGUAUUCAGCUGCAGCAGUCAGCUCUUUGCAUGUCAUUCACUGAUGACUGUAUGCUCUUCAUGUUCUCCUUGUAAUGUAUUCAUCAGCCAAUGUCUGAGACAUUGUAGGUUUUAACGUGAAACAUUGUGGCACACAAUACGUGGUCAAAUACUGUUUACCAGUAUGAUGAUCCACUUUGCCAACCAAACAUUGAAAGAUACGGUGAAAGCACCAGUUUUGUAAAGGACAAAUCAUUAAACUCUCAAGAAGUAACAUCAGUAAGGCAAAAAAGGGGCAUGUUGAUUCUACUCUUGAAAUAAACAUGUUUAACUUUAAGUAAUUUGUCUGACUUGCAUCAUUUAGUGGUUGAGGUAUGAUUUCUGUAAAAUGUUGCAUAAAGACCUGCCAGUUUUGUUUAAACUUUGAUGAGAACAAGUAAAUUCCUGGUUUAGAUUCAACUGCAUUAACAAUAAACAAAAGUGUGACAAAAUUGUAAUGGAUUAAUUACAGUUAGAAGUCUGGAUCUGUUUCUCUGGUCUUAUGUGUCCUAUUGGUCUUUAUGGGAUGUAUAAGUCUUGAUUUGAUUAUCAGGGCCAGAUGUAUUUGAAUUCCUUGUUAAAAUUCUAGUCACUGUCCAUGACAAGUGGUGUCCAUGCUUGGAGUCAGUCUCUGAGCUUUCUUUAGAUUAUAGCCAGGAAUGAUCAAACCAUCCCACCAGUAUAUCAGACGUAGGACAUGUUUUCUGCAUCAUUAAUCACUUUGAAGGCUGUGAACUCGUGCAUCUUGUGACAUUAAUGUUCAUCUGAUGUAGAUCAUACAUUAUGGGACUUGUACAUUUGAUUACACGUCAGCUGUUUCUGUAUAUAUUGUGCUUGUUGUCGCGUACAGUGAUUUAGUAGAUGAUUAUGAAAUGUUAAUGAUUUAUGCCAUUUGUAGACAUGGUAGAGUCCAAAACAAGAGAUUCUUCCUUUUGAUGCCAUUUCUCUAACCUAGCUGGGAAACAAGGGAGUGCGGUGGGUGAUUCCCCUCAGACUUCUUCAUCUUUGCAUAUCGGUAAUUGUGUUUCUCCUUGUCAAUAGCAUGAUUAGUCAAUAUGGGAAAGGAACCGAGAUAAAACUGAAAUGUCAACGCAAUCCUCUUAUUUAAUCCUUUUAAUGCACCAGGUGUAUGUAGUACACUUGGUGUACAGUUGUACUGGUGAUGUCAGUGUAUACAAGAUCUGUUUUAGCUAAUAUCUGUAACCAGGAAACACAUGCAAUAAACACUCCACACUGGGAA
Molecule: messenger RNA, 3006 nt
Organism: Haliotis rubra (blacklip abalone)
Lineage: Eukaryota; Metazoa; Mollusca; Gastropoda; Lepetellida; Haliotidae
Product: V-type proton ATPase subunit d 1-like
Exons: 8
Coding region: 83-1132 (349 amino acids)
Biological process (GO): vacuolar transport; proton transmembrane transport; vacuolar acidification
Cellular component (GO): early endosome; plasma membrane proton-transporting V-type ATPase complex; lysosomal membrane
Molecular function (GO): proton-transporting ATPase activity, rotational mechanism
Source: RefSeq, a predicted model, not a curated record